AUGCCAGAUAACCAGAUUUCUAACAUCUCAGAUCAGACGGUGGCCCCAGGCAGGAAGCCAGCCCCUCGGAGACCCCCCAGGAGUCAUGGGCCAGCCACAGGAAAGAAGAAGCCUGGACAGGUGACCAUCUGCAGCUUCCAGAAUAGAAUAAUCAUUUUCACCUGUUUCUUAUUCAUCCUUGCUGUGACAGCUUGGGUCCUGAUGUGGCUCUUCAUCCAUCGUACUGAAAGUACCAAUGUCCUCUACUUCGUUGGGCUCUUCCGGAUCGCCAACCUGGAGUUUCUCCCUGAACACCGGCACAAGGAGUCCCAGGAGUUCCUCCUGCUGGCCCAGAACGUGCAGCAGGUGAUGAACAUGGUAUACUCCACCUCCGUGUUCUCCAAGUUUUAUAAACAGUCUGUCGUCUCUGAUGUCAGCUGUAAUAACCACGGUGGCCUUCUCGUCCACUUUUGGAUUGUGUUUGUGGCACCGGCAGCCAAAGGCCAGAUCUUCUGUGAAGCAUGUGUGGCGGCCAUUUUGAAAGACUCCAUCCAGACUAGUGUCAUCAACCGGACUUCUAUCGGGAGCCUGAAGGGCUUGGCUGUUGACAUGGAUUCUGUGGUGGUGAAUGCUGGUCUCCGGGCUGAUUACUCUUCAAGCGUGGGGACAGACAGAAACUGUGUCUAUGACCUGUAUGCAGACCGUCCCCUCCUGCGGCUGCCCCUGGAGGUUAUGGUCCCCUCCGGAAGAUGCCUCUGCCAUUUCAAAGUGACUGCCACCACAGGGCACCUGGUUCGCCUCUCUCUGGAGUCCACCCAGAUGGAAGCUGACAACUGCAUCACCAACUCGUUGACCAUCUACGAUGCCCUUGUGCCAAUCAAGAGUUUGAUCUUAUACCGGAUCUGUGAACCCAUCAGAAAGCUGAUGUCAUUCAUUUCCACAAACAACCUCAUGCUAGUCACUUUCCAGUCAUCAUUUAUUCGGUGGCCACUGGUAAUCCAGGGAUAUUUUGAGGUUAUUCCAGAAGAAAAGUGUGGAAACACCAUUACAGCAAAAGAGAGUGGCGGUUUUCAGGGAACUAUAUCCAGCCCCUAUUUCCCCAGCUUCUAUCCACCAAAGUGCAACUGCACUUGGGAUUUUCAGACUCCCCAUGCCACACUAGGGCUGGCGCUGAAAUUCUAUAACUACAAAAUCAUCAAGAAGACUGUGAAGGGCUGUGACCAUGGCUGGUGGGAAAUUAACGAGCACAUGUACUGCGGUUACUACAUUGACCACUGGACAGUGUUCCGGGUCCCCCACUCUGCUGUCCACAUCCAGCUCCAGUGCAGUGCCCAGUUUUCCGAGGCUCCAUUCCUGAUGGAGUUUGACAGCUAUAACAUCAGCCAGCCGUGCCCAGCUGGACAGUUCCAGUGCUUCUCCGGCCUGUGUGUCCUGCAGACCCAGCGGUGUGAUGGAGUGAAUGACUGCUUUGAUGAAAGCGAUGAGCUUUUCUGCAGGACAGUGAAGCCUGACUGUCACAGCAAUUCCUUCUGGCAGGAAAGCCCCCUUGUCUGUGAUGGCUUCAGGGACUGCGACGGAGGCUGGGAUGAGCAGAACUGCACCCAACAGGUUCCUUGUGGCAAUGACACUUUCCAGUGUCACAACAACGUUUGCUUCAGGAAGAGAAAUGCCAAGUGUGAUGGAACCAUGGACUGUCUGGAUAGAAGUGAUGAAGAAGGCUGUGGUUGUGGCGGGAGCCCUGUGGUCCCCUGGCCACGCAUCGUGGGUGGCACAGUGGCCCCACAGGGGCAGUGGCCCUGGCAGGCCAGUCUCCAUUUUGUUGGGUCAGCAUCCUGCGGCGCAUCGGUCAUCACCCAGGACUGGCUUCUCUCUGCUGCACACUGCUUCCAGGGAGACAGGUUACUGGACCCCCGGCCCUGGUUAGCCCACCUGGGGAUGUACACACAGGGAGAGGCCAAGUUCACCUCCCCGGUGCGAAGGAUCGUGGUCCACGAAUUCUACAACAGUAGGACAUUUGACUACGAUAUCGCUCUUCUCCAGCUGAGUUCCACCUGGCCGGAGGCCCUAGCCCAACAGAUCCAGCCCAUCUGCAUCCCUCCCCUGGGCCAGAGAGUGCACGGUGGAGAGCGGUGCUGGGUAACAGGCUGGGGCCAAAGGCACGAAGCAGACAGCAAGGGCUCCCUGACUCUGCAUCAGGCCGAAGUGGAAGUUGUGGACCAGACUCUCUGUGUGUCUACCUAUGGGCUCAUCACAGUGCGCAUGUUGUGUGCGGGAGCCCGGGCCGGGGAAAGUGACGCCUGCAAGGGAGACUCUGGAGGACCCCUGUCUUGUCGAAGAAAAAGUGAUGGAAAAUGGAUUUUAACCGGCAUCGUUAGCUGGGGCUAUGGCUGUGGAAGACCAAACUUUCCUGGGGUUUACACAAGAGUGUCAAAUUUCAUUCCUUGGAUUCACAGAUACAUCCCUACUGUUUGA
Messenger RNA from Tachyglossus aculeatus (Australian echidna), 2451 nucleotides. It is a transcript of the gene TMPRSS7, whose product is annotated as transmembrane serine protease 7. Gene Ontology annotation, cellular component: plasma membrane. Lineage: Eukaryota; Metazoa; Chordata; Mammalia; Monotremata; Tachyglossidae. The coding region runs from base 1 to 2451 and encodes 816 amino acids. Gene Ontology annotation, biological process: proteolysis. The record is from RefSeq and is a predicted model, not a curated record. Gene Ontology annotation, molecular function: protein binding; serine-type endopeptidase activity. The transcript is spliced from 18 exons.